UUCCCUACAUGAACAUACAAAUUUUGAUUUUGGUUUCUCGUUAGAUCUCUGUUUUGAGUUGAAGGAGAUAAAAAGUGUUGAGGUAUGGGUGCUUUAAGUAUGGGAUUGAAGAUGUUGACUUGUGUUCAUAGAGGUUCAGUGAACGUAAGUGUGGAGAAGUCUCAGGUGUGGCAACCUUGUAACAAGAAGAGAUCGUGAGAUUUGUGAGGGAGGGGGAGGGACUGGAACUGAGAACUGAUAAAAGGAAAGAAGAAGAGAGAGGGGAGUGGAGAGAGUGGUUUUUAGAGAAAAUAUCAGAAGAUUCGAAGAUGGCCUCUAGCACUAGUGGCGGCACCACCAGUGGUAGCCGAAGGCGUGUUGGGAAGUAUGAGAUAGGUCGAACACUGGGAGAGGGCACGUUUGCGAAGGUGAAGUUUGCUAGAAAUUUGGAGACAGAAGAGAAUGUUGCCAUUAAGAUCCUCGAUAAAGAGAAAGUUCUCAGGCAUAAGAUGAUCGGUCAGAUCAAACGUGAAAUCUCAACCAUGAAAUUGAUCCGGCAUCCAAAUGUCAUACGCAUGUAUGAGGUGAUGGCUAGCAAGGCUAAGAUAUACAUUGUAUUGGAAUUUGUGAAUGGUGGUGAACUGUUUGACAAAAUUGCUGCUAAUGGUAGGAUGAAGGAAGAUGAUGCAAGAAAGUAUUUUCAGCAGCUUAUAAAUGCUGUGGAUUACUGCCAUAGCAGAGGUGUUUUCCACAGGGACCUGAAGCCGGAGAAUCUGUUGCUGGAUGCAAGUGGAAAUCUCAAAGUCUCAGAUUUUGGAUUAAGUGCAUUACCUCAGCAAGUUCGGGAAGAUGGGUUACUUCACACAACAUGUGGGACACCAAAUUAUGUUGCUCCAGAGGUGAUCAACAAUAAAGGUUAUGAUGGAGCAAAAGCAGACCUCUGGUCAUGUGGGAUCAUUCUUUUUGUCCUUAUGGCAGGUUACUUGCCAUUUGAAGAUUCCAACCUUAUGUCACUGUAUAAAAAGAUCUUUAAGGCGGAAUUUUCUUGUCCUCCUUGGUUCUCAACAAGUGCAAGGAAACUAAUCAAAAAGAUCCUAGAUCCCAAUCCUGCAACGAGAAUUAAGAUUUCUGAGGUGAUAGAGAGCGAAUGGUUUAAGAAAGGAUAUAAGCCACCUGUUUUUGAAUCAGCAGAUGUUUGCCUUGAUGAUGUGGAAUGUGCUUUCGAUGAAACAGGGAAUUCUGGGAAUCUUGUUGUGGAAAGGCUAGAAGAAAGGCCAGUCACGAUGAACGCUUUUGAGCUCAUUUCAACAUCUCAGGGUCUCAAUCUUGGUACUCUAUUUGAAAAGCCAAUGGGACUUGUUAAAAGGGAAACAAGAUUUACAUCUAAAUGCCCUCCCAAUGAGAUUAUCUCAAAAAUCGAAGAAGCCGCCACACCCUUGGGGUUUGGAGUGAAGAAGAAAAACUACAAGAUGAAGCUUCAGAGCUCAAAAACUGGACGGAAAGGCCAGUUGUCUAUUGCAACAGAGGUUUUUGAGGUUGCCCCUUCCUUAUUUAUGGUCGAACUUCGCAAGUCUGCAGGAGAUACCCUGGAGUUCCACAAUUUUUACAAGAACAUAUCAACUGGGUUGAAAGAUAUCAUAUGGAAGGCCUGAAAGGAAGUUAAGUAAAUAAAUGAGGGUGUUGUAAACUGUUCGAUGCAAGUUAAUUGUUCAUAAUUAAGACAGCAGUGUGUGUGCCUGUAAACCAAUAAA
Messenger RNA from Telopea speciosissima, 1730 nucleotides. Its product is annotated as CBL-interacting serine/threonine-protein kinase 23-like. Gene Ontology annotation, biological process: signal transduction; protein phosphorylation. Gene Ontology annotation, molecular function: protein kinase activity; ATP binding. The coding region runs from base 309 to 1631 and encodes 440 amino acids. NCBI's taxonomy places the organism in Eukaryota, Viridiplantae, Streptophyta, Magnoliopsida, Proteales, Proteaceae. The transcript has 15 exons. The record is from RefSeq and is a predicted model, not a curated record.